CGCCCAUUGAAUAACCUCGGUCAAAGAUGGCGGGUCCACUGUGGUUGCGAUGCCAGAGGUGGAUCGUCGGUCGUGUCGCUGCGAAUUUACGAGAAGCACAGUGGCACUUCUCCAGGCUCGGACCCGCGUCCGAGACUGCCGUGUCAGCAGGAAACUCGUGGCGGGAUGACGAGAUGCCGCCAUCGUUACAAUUUAACCAGAAAAUCCUUCCCAGGUCAACAUCCAGUCCGUUAUCUCUCACCAGACACAGGUAUCCAGCAUGUUCCAGGAGGAAGAUUCACAGUGAUGCCAAACCCAAAGACCCCUUCACACUCGCUCAGAAAGACUUGACCAGCUUAUACGAUGACAUUAAAAAGGAGCUAUUUGUUUCCAAAGAAGAGCUCAAGUCUUUAUGUGAUUACUACUUUGACGGAAAGGGGAAAGCCAUUCGGCCAAUGAUUGUCAUCCUGAUGGCACGUGCCCUCAACAUCCAUAGCAACCAAGCAGGAGACUUACUCCCAGGUCAGCGCGCCGUGGCCAUGAUCUCGGAGAUGAUCCACACGGCCAGCUUGGUGCACGACGACGUCAUCGACGGCUCAGACAAGCGGCGGGGGAAGAGGACCAUCAAUGACCUGUGGGGUGAAAAAAAGGCCAUCUUGGCGGGCGACUUCAUCUUGUCGGCCGCUUCCAUGGCCCUGGCUCGCAUCGGCAACAUCACCGUGGUCAAAGUGUUGGCACAGGUUAUUGAAGACCUUGUCAGAGGUGAAUUUAUGCAGCUGGGCUCCAAAGAAAAUGAGAGUGAACGCUUCAAGCACUACUUGGACAAAACAUUCAAGAAGACGGCCAGUCUCAUCGCCAACAGUUGCAAAGCAGUGUCCAUUUUGGUCAAUGCGGACCCUGACGUACACGAGAUUGCUUACCAGUAUGGAAGGAAUGUCGGCAUCGCUUUUCAGCUGGUGGAUGACGUUUUGGACUUCACGGCAGGCGCCAGCCAGUUGGGAAAACCAUCGGCCGCUGACCUCAAAUUGGGCUUGGCCACAGGACCCGUUUUGUUCGCUUGUCAGCAGUUCCCGGAGCUGCACGCUAUGAUCAUGAGACGCUUCAGCUCCAAAGGGGAUGUUGACCGAGCCUGGCAGUACGUUGUCCAGAGCGACGGGGUGCAGCAGACCAACUUCCUGGCGCGCCGUUACUGCCAGGAAGCCAUCCGGCACGUCAGCCGGUUGCGCCCGUCGGCCGAAAGGGACGCCCUCAUCGCGCUCACUCACAUGGUGCUCGCCAGGGACAAGUAAGGUGCAACUGGAGGGGCUUCGCCUCAGGCAGCUAGCCGUGUCAGCGUGACCCUGCCCCCUCCUCUCCAUCAUGCAAGCAUCAAUGACGUCUCUUUCUACCUCGACACAAAGAGCGAUUCACGUUUGACAGCCGCACACUGUUAGGCCGUUUAUUAGAUACCCUCAUAUACAGUGUAUGUAACUCGAUGGUUAUUUAAAUGCUCUGCAUGAAAUCUUUGAAGCACUGGGCUAAGUAUGUUGCUACAUCUUGUACUGUAAACGCAAAUGUGUGUACUGUGGAGUCAUUAAUGCUUGGGCUCCGUCCGCUCUUGAAAUCUUACCGAAGUUUCUAAUCAUGGCCUUAUCAUCUGCAACCACUGAUCAAUAAACAUUUUUUUAUUUUAUUGCAAAACUUACCCUGUGUUGAUGAAUCAUCACGUGUGCUUGUUGUCGUAUAUAGAACUGUUUAUUAUAAAAGGCUGUACAUUAAUUUUUAAAUCAACAUAUUUUACACAAAUGAAGGGCAGCGUGGACUUGAAGCCAAAUUUUCUUGUUGGAUGCACAAAAAGCAAAUGCGAAGGAACAAAUGAAAACAAGACCUGGUCUGAACUCAAUGCAAACAACUGAAUGAAAGUUGGUAGGACUCAACGUGGCUGCUUGUGAAGAGCAAAAAAA
Molecule: messenger RNA, 1922 nt
Organism: Syngnathus acus (greater pipefish)
Lineage: Eukaryota; Metazoa; Chordata; Actinopteri; Syngnathiformes; Syngnathidae
Gene: pdss1
Product: prenyl (decaprenyl) diphosphate synthase, subunit 1
Exons: 11
Coding region: 27-1268 (413 amino acids)
Biological process (GO): ubiquinone biosynthetic process; isoprenoid biosynthetic process
Cellular component (GO): mitochondrion; transferase complex
Molecular function (GO): prenyltransferase activity
Source: RefSeq, a predicted model, not a curated record